Molecule: messenger RNA, 489 nt
Organism: Clonostachys rhizophaga
Lineage: Eukaryota; Fungi; Ascomycota; Sordariomycetes; Hypocreales; Bionectriaceae
Source: the annotation of a GenBank genome assembly
AUGGGCUAUGCUACGGAAUCUACUCUCUGGCAAUCAGAUGCCUUCCGCCAGCCCAUCAAGGAUCUCAUCUCGAGGUACUACGAGCUGUCGGAUUCACCCCAGGCAGAUGCUGGAGAGAUCCUAGCCUCCAAAGUCUUCUCUAGCGACGCCUGCGUUAAAUCACCUCAGGGAAGCUUCACUGGCUCAGCUGGUUCUGUAAACCUCGCUCUGGAUGCGAUCAACUUGGUCGUUGAGUCGCGGAAGCACACCAUUGACCGGGCCUUCUUUGGCCAGGGAGAAUCUCCAGAAAUAGUGAUCAUCGGCAGUCUUUUCAUGACCUUUCGCAACGGGAAGACUCUCGAUUCUCCAUUCGCUACCCAUCUCAAGCUUGAUGUUGCUUCUGCCUCCACCUCACAGCCUUUGAUCAGCUUUAUGGAAGUCUAUACUGCAAGUUGUCCUGCUAUGAAGAACUCUGCUCUUGGUGAGAUGUUGUCAAUUGACGAAUUUUGA